Asparagus officinalis (garden asparagus) is the source of this 1587-nucleotide messenger RNA. RefSeq lists its product as uncharacterized. The record is from RefSeq and is a predicted model, not a curated record. Lineage: Eukaryota; Viridiplantae; Streptophyta; Magnoliopsida; Asparagales; Asparagaceae. Bases 1 to 1587 code for a protein of 528 amino acids. The transcript has 5 exons.
AUGGGCAGCAGCAGCCCAAAGAGAUGUCUGCAACAGCAGCAGCAGCAGUUCUUUGAGCUGCUGACUGCAGCAGCAGCUCAAAAGAGCUGCUGCUGUUGCAGACAGCUCUCUGAGCUGCUGUCUGCAGCAGUAGCAGUAGCUCAGGGAGCUGCUCGUCAGCGGGAGGCAGCGGCCGAGAGUUCUCGAGCGGAGGCGGCUAAGAAGGUCCGUCGUGAUGAGACAGCGGAGACCGUCCGAGCGGCGGAAGGUCAGGAUAACGUUCCCCAGGCAGGCAUCCCCGGAGCGGUGACGUCUGGGUGUGGAGCUGCGCUGCCCGCCUCUUCUGCUGCAUCGGGGGCGGCUCCGGCGACUUCGAAGGACGCUCCUCCGCAGUCUGGCGUGAGGCCACAGACGGGAGUCCCAGCGGCUUCUGCGUCCGCAUCAGGAGGUGCGAUUGAGAAAGUGAUCUCCAUUCCUUCUGACGAAGAAGAGGAGGCUGGAGAUGAGGAGAGGCCCACCGGCUCAGCUGAUCCUGCCCUUGAAGUCGCUGGCAAAGAGGAUCCUCACUCUUGGGUGAAUCGCUCAUCUGGGGAGAUGGGCGAAUCUGAGGAGGAUGACAACGUCUCGAUUCAUGAGGCGCUGUCAAGUGAGGAAGAGGAUUGGGCUCAUGAGGAUGCGCCUGCCCAAAUAGGGGGAUCUCCUGCUCCCGCAGAAGCGUCGGCUGGGGGUCGUUCAUCAGCGCGAGAGUCUCCGCUUCAACGGGAGGCUUCUACUCUGCAGGUGACCACUUCUUCGUCGGCGGCGGCCGUUGAUGUUGUGACCACUGCACCGAGGGCGUCAUUGGUCACGCCGACUUUGGCGGCGCCAAUCACUACUUCUACGGUUAUGACUAAAGGUACUUCAACCGUAAUUUCAUCCACGGCGGAGGAGGCUGCCCUCUCUCCCUUGGAGCGCGAGCGAAAAAGGAGUGCGGCACGAUCCGUGGCUGAUUUCCAAGACACUCUAGCUGCCUGCAUCAAACUCGCUUUGGAGGAGAAUUGUCCCUUCGAGGAUUUCGAAGAGGAUCUCGACUAUAUCAUGGGCUUCUUAAUCAAAAGGCUUAAACACUCUGGGGCGAAGCCUUACUUCCAGCGUAAGGAGGAAGUGAAAGAAGCUAUUCAGCGGUUGCUUGCCCUUCGCGCGAAGAGUUCCACUCUUGUGGGUCGGUUGCUCGCCCUUCGCGCGAAGAGUUCCACUCUUGUGGGUCUUGCAUCCGGCGAAGCCCGAGCAGCAGUGGAAGUACGCGAUCGCCGUCUGAACGAGACUAUGUCACUGGAGGUGAAAUUGUCAGCAGAGUUGGAGCAGGCCAAGGCUGAGGAUGAACGGACGGCCUCCGAGCGACAGAAGGCCGAUAACCGCGUUUCUCGCUUGUCUUCGGAGGUAGAGAAUUUGAAGCAGGUUAUAGCUAAGGCGCAAGCCUCAUUGGCCAUUCAGGAGAAGGCUCGUGAACAGGCGGUCAAGGAGUUGGAAAGCAUUGAAGGUCAAGGAGACCGUCCAAGACUUGACCUCGCGUACAGAGGAAGAUCUUCGCCAAGAGAUCCUGCGGAGGCUGGAGCUUCGUCACGCUAG